AGGCUUCAGAACAUUCUAGCUACGGGGCAGGAGGAACCCAGACCCAGUCGUCCCAGGAACAUUUCCCUGGACCAGGGCCCAGAGGAGGAGAGGGACCGCUUCCAGGAGGUUUUGGAUGAGAUUGAGGAGAGGAAGGAGUUUCUGGAGGAGAUGACAGCCCUGGGGAAAGGGAAGCAGUAUCGCAACAUCAUCAACACAGAGAUCUCACAGAAAAUCCGCGAGCUGGAGGUGAUUGACAAGGCCCGCAGUGCAGAGCUGAGGACCAUUAUGCCAGAGAAGAAGACUGAGUGACAGAGAGGAAUACUCAUCUACUGACUCUGCUGAAUGGAUCUACUAUACUGCUAAUACUCUCCUACAGAAAAUACACUGCACAGGAAUUCUGAACUCAAACUUGGAUACUAGUCUUCAUUUGUGCAUAAUGCUUGUUCAAAUUAUGGCAUGGUAACAAAUGUUGCUGGGAAGACCCCGAUGCAUCCAUGUCAAACUGUGAAAAAGCAUUGUACUGUACAUUAAAAUAUGACCACACA
This is a messenger RNA of Oncorhynchus masou masou (cherry salmon), 527 nucleotides long. Its product is annotated as UPF0193 protein EVG1-like. The annotation marks the transcript as partial. Lineage: Eukaryota; Metazoa; Chordata; Actinopteri; Salmoniformes; Salmonidae. The record is from RefSeq and is a predicted model, not a curated record. The transcript has 3 exons.